GCGCCAUCUUGGUCCGAUAUUUUGGCACAUAAUCCAUGCUAAUCGUGAGUGCGCGAAUUUGUGACAAACACAAGGCUCAAUACUGACUGAUCGCGCAGUGAGUGUCCUUGGCCAUCCGGAAGCCGCAAAAUCAUCUCAUUCAGUCCCUAGUAGCCUAACCGUACAAGGGUAGUUUGUUCUCGAUAUGGAUGGCAACAGCAACCAUCGUGCAGCUCUCUUCGCGUCUGCGUCCGCAUCACCGGGAGUCGAAGAAACUCAGACCUCUAAGGUUACGUCCAUGCCCCCGGCGGCCCGUGUAAUAUAUGGAGACUUCAUGGAAAAACUCGAGUCUCUAAAAACUGCCGUUUCCAGGAAGGGCGACGAAGAUGACCUGGAUGACGCUUUGAAGCUUGCAAAAGCGCUUGGACAAGUGACGGCAUCCCUGAUGUCCACCAUCAAGCAAGAAGUAUCCGCAGUAUUUAGCGAGGAGGGCAGCGACACUGUUGCCGACCUUGACUGGCUGCAAGCUCAACGAAGUUAACCUGAGGCUAUUGCCUAGGAAGGAUGAUUGGGUUCUUACUAAUGCCCAGGGGAGGGUAGGUCUUAGUAAGGAAUCUAGUAGUGGGAAAUCGGCAUAGCUGAGCGUGGGAAGGGGGAUUUGACGAGGCUGUUUCUGGACGGAGAGCACAAUCUUGGGAGGUGGCGAAAGGAGG
This is a messenger RNA of Colletotrichum scovillei, 692 nucleotides long. RefSeq lists its product as uncharacterized. The transcript has a single exon. Lineage: Eukaryota; Fungi; Ascomycota; Sordariomycetes; Glomerellales; Glomerellaceae. The coding region runs from base 185 to 520 and encodes 111 amino acids. The record is from RefSeq and is a predicted model, not a curated record.